UUCAUCAUCUCGAUCCCCUCCGCCUCCCCCCCCCCAAUUGACACCUUUCCCCCCAGUCUCUCCGUGCAGCCACUGGGCCAACAUUCACCAUGAUAUCCCGAGCGGCGGCUCCCUCAUCUUCCUCCAUCGCCAACCUUUCCUCCCGCUCCCUCCGAGCCCAGGCCCCGGCUGCCCGUUCUUUCGCGACUGUCCAGGACAACGCUCCCCCCGUACGACACUAUGGCGGCCUGAAGGACCAAGAUCGCAUCUUCACCAACCUUUACGGUCACCAUGGAGCCGACCUCAAGUCGGCAAUGAAGUUCGGUGACUGGCACCGCACCAAGGACAUUGUCCUCAAGGGUCACGACUGGCUCAUCUCUGAGAUCAAGGCUUCUGGUCUUCGUGGUCGUGGUGGUGCCGGUUUCCCCUCCGGAUUGAAAUACUCCUUCAUGAACUUCAAGGACUGGGACAAGGACCCCCGCCCCCGUUACCUGGUCGUCAACGCCGAUGAGGGUGAGCCCGGAACGUGCAAGGAUCGUGAGAUUAUGCGCAAGGACCCCCAGAAGCUCAUCGAGGGUUGCUUGGUCGUCGGCCGUGCGAUGAACGCCAACGCCGCCUACAUCUACAUCCGUGGUGAAUUCUACCACGAAGCCACCGUCCUGCAGCGGGCUAUCAACGAGGCCUACGAGGCCGGCCUGAUCGGCAAGAACGCCUGCGGCACCGGCUACGACUUCGACGUCUACAUCCACCGUGGAAUGGGUGCUUAUAUCUGUGGUGAGGAGACCUCCCUGAUCGAGUCGAUCGAGGGCAAGGCCGGCAAGCCCCGUCUCAAGCCCCCAUUCCCCGCUGCCGUCGGUCUGUUCGGUUGCCCCAGUACGGUCACCAACGUCGAGACCGUGGCGGUGGUGCCCACCAUCGUGCGUCGUGGCGGCAGCUGGUUCUCCUCCUUCGGUCGUGAGCGCAACGCCGGUACCAAGCUCUUCUGUAUCUCCGGGCACGUCAACAACCCCGUCACCGUCGAGGAGGAGAUGUCCAUCUCCCUGCGCGAGCUGAUCGAGCGUCACUGCGGUGGUGUCCGCGGUGGCUGGGACAACCUCAAGGCCGUCAUCCCCGGUGGAUCCUCGACCCCCAUCCUCCCCAAGUCUAUCUGCGACGACCAGCUCAUGGAUUUCGACGCCCUCAAGGACUCCCAGUCCGGUCUGGGUACCGCCGCCGUCAUCGUCAUGGACAAGUCGACCGACGUCGUCCGCGCCAUCUCCCGCCUGUCGACCUUCUACAAGCACGAGAGUUGUGGUCAGUGCACGCCCUGCCGUGAGGGCAGCAAGUGGACCAUGCAGAUGAUGCAGCGCAUGGAGACCGGCCAGGCCCGCGAGCGCGAGAUCGACAUGCUCCAGGAGCUGACCAAGCAGGUGGAGGGUCACACCAUCUGCGCUCUGGGCGAGGCCUUUGCCUGGCCCAUCCAGGGUCUGAUCCGUCACUUCCGGCCCGAGCUGGAGGCGCGGAUCCGCGAGCACGCUGAGCAGCUCGGCGGCCAGUCUCCCUAUGCCGGUGGAUGGCACCCUAACAGCCGGGCUGAGGGCAAGUUGAUCUCUCCCGGCCAGUAGGUUAAUUGAAGGGGUGGGGGUCAGUGGAAGGAAAAGUCCGAGACAUUAAUCAAAUCUUCUUUUUCUUGCUUGAUCUUAGAGAAAGGGUCUGGGUGUAUGUCUGCGUGUGGGUGGUGUUUCAAUUUUCUUUUUUCAUGUCUUGUUCGAUCAUGUACAGUCUUGGUAGCAAUUCAUAUCUUUUCUUUGUUA
Aspergillus japonicus CBS 114.51 is the source of this 1772-nucleotide messenger RNA. Its product is annotated as NADH-quinone oxidoreductase subunit NuoF. The record is from RefSeq and is a predicted model, not a curated record. The coding region runs from base 90 to 1583 and encodes 497 amino acids. NCBI's taxonomy places the organism in Eukaryota, Fungi, Ascomycota, Eurotiomycetes, Eurotiales, Aspergillaceae. Gene Ontology annotation, molecular function: 4 iron, 4 sulfur cluster binding; NAD binding; FMN binding. The transcript is spliced from 3 exons.